Molecule: messenger RNA, 1680 nt
Organism: Lobosporangium transversale
Lineage: Eukaryota; Fungi; Mortierellomycota; Mortierellomycetes; Mortierellales; Mortierellaceae
Exons: 3
Coding region: 200-1603 (467 amino acids)
Biological process (GO): regulation of transcription by RNA polymerase II
Cellular component (GO): nucleus
Molecular function (GO): RNA polymerase II cis-regulatory region sequence-specific DNA binding; DNA-binding transcription factor activity, RNA polymerase II-specific
Source: RefSeq, a predicted model, not a curated record
CAGCAUCCUCAUUUUGCCUGGACGACAUCUCAUCAUCAGGAAGCAGAUUUUUAGACGACAAAGGAUUUCUUUUUUUUCUUCAUUCGGAAGACUGCAUAAGCUAUAAACAGAGCAUUGUUUUUCUACACCUCCAGAGAAGUGACGAAACGAUUUUCGACUUAUACCCGCCAAACACUUUUUGAGAAAUAUACAGACAGUUAUGUCUUCUCCUAAUACCGCAAUUGCCACAGUAUCAAGACCGGAGAGCCAAGACACGAUAUCACAUUCAGGGACGCCAUCACAACAGCAAUAUACUACUCAUUCUUCAAACUCGCAAUACUUAUCUGUAGGUUCUCAGGAACCGCGUCUUAAAAAAGAAGAGGACAGUUCAAAUCAUCAAAUGAAUGGAGUACACCUACAUCCUGAGACAGACCAUGACGAAGAUAGUGAAGCUGAGGCAGGGAAUGCACCUCAUGAAGAUGCAGAUGAAGAAGAUGAUGGUGAGGACGAGGAUCCAGAUCAGGAUCGAGAAGAUCAAAAAUCAGACGCCAACGGCAAAAAUAACACUGAUACCAACGACUUGGCGACAACCAGAACAACCGAUGAUGCAGACUUGUCAUUAUCCUCUGAUAAUGAUGAUGAAGAAGAAGAAGCGGCAUCCGUCCACCCAAAUGAUGAAGAAUACAGCAACAUGCCCGAGGAAACAGUCUGUCGAUGGAAGGACUGUGGCAAAGUCUUGCCUUCUUUAUCAGCGCUGGUAAUUCAUCUCUCGGAUGAACACAUUGGAUGGAAGAAAACAUCAUACACAUGUGAAUGGGAAGGAUGCUCGAGGAAGCCGAUUGCACAGACAACGCGGUUUGCAUUAAUCUCACAUAUGAGGAGCCAUACCAAACACAAGCCUUACGAUUGCCCUGUGCCAGAAUGUGAUAAAAGCUUCAGCCGUUCAGAUGCGAUGGCGAAGCAUCUCAAAUGCCAACAUGGUGAUGUUCCUGAGCGGUUUACAGGACGUAAGUCACGAGGGCGCUAUACUAUGAAAGACCCUGCUGCCUCUUCAACAUUACUGCCUUCAUCUUCUUUUGGGGCUAAAAAACGGCGGCACCAUGAAUCUUCUCGCUCAGAUCCGGAAAUGUCAUCGACGCUUUCCACCAGACUUAUGAGUCCUUCAAAACGCAGGAAACUAGGGAGUGAGUUUGAUGGAGACCAUCGACACUACCACCAAAGUUUUGCUGAUGCAUUGAUAUUGAAGCAAUUGGACCAUCCGAAAAGAGGAGGUGAAGGUGGGGGCGGGGGCGAAAGGGGUCGUCAUCUUCAUAGUCGAUAUCUUGGGAAUGACGACCGCACUAGUAGUGCAAACCAAGACGAAGAUGAAGAAGAGGACGAUGAUGCAGAGGAUUCUGAUUUUGCGGUUGAUAACGGCCAGACACCCAAGCAACGAUAUGGGAUAUUAAAGGCUAAAUUUCGCUAUAUCUAUAACGAACGUGAGUCACUUGAAAGUGAGUAUGAGGAUAUGAAGAAGAAGCUGACGAGGCUGCGGGUAGAACGCGAAUUAUUGCUAGACGCAUUGUUAGCAAGUGAUCAACAAUAUCAAGACCCAUCCUUACAGGAAAUCGAAGAUAGCGAUUGAAGCAAUCUUAUUGCUAAUGUUCAUCAUGAGCAAAAUUUGUACAUUAGAAUGAAUAAAUGCAUGAACGGCCUGCAUAC